Molecule: messenger RNA, 1227 nt
Organism: Vicia villosa (hairy vetch)
Lineage: Eukaryota; Viridiplantae; Streptophyta; Magnoliopsida; Fabales; Fabaceae
Exons: 1
Coding region: 1-1227 (408 amino acids)
Source: RefSeq, a predicted model, not a curated record
AUGAAUACUAAAGAGCCGCAAAAUAAUGAAUCCACUAAAAGAUAUCGCAUUAUAGAAGAAAGGCUCAAGGCCAUAGAAGGAUAUGAUACCCAUAACCUUGAUGUUUCGACUUUAUGUUUGGUCCCGGAUGUGGAAUUUCCCACAAAGUUCAGAAUGCCCGAUUUUGAGAAGUACAAGGGAGUAAGCUGUCCAAAAAUUCAUCUGACGAUGUAUAUUCGAAAAAUGACCACGUACUCACGCAAUGACAAGUUGCUCAUCCACUGUUUUCAAGACAGUCUUAGUGGAGCAUCACUUGAAUGGUAUACACAAUUCGAGAGAAAUCAUGUUCACACGUGGAAUGACCUAGCUUUGGCAUUUGUGAAGCAUUAUAAAUACAACAUUGAUACGGCCCCAAGCCGUACUCAGUUGCAAAACCUCACUCAGCAAAGCAACGAAUCAUUCAAAGAAUACGCCCGAAGAUGGAGAGAAUUGGCUGCUCGAGUACAACCACCAUUGUUGGAUAAAGAGCUGGUAGGUAUGUUUUUGAGCACCUUGCAAGGUGAAUACUAUGAAAAAAUGAUGUGCAAUGUAUCAUCAAACUUCACUGACUUACUAAUAGUUGGAGAACGCAUCGAGAGCGACAUCAAAAGUGGGAAAAUCCAAAGCACCUCGAGUAGCCAUGAUGAAUCGUUUAGCAAUUUUCAAAGGGAAGGAGAAAAUGAAAUGGAUGCAAUAUGGGAAACUCACCGAGAUCCACAAGCUUCGUCUCCUAUGCCUUAUUAUCAACAUCCGUAUGCAGCGGUUGUUCAAGGCCAACAACCACCCGCCGGUCUUCAACACCAACAGUCGCGGCGUGGACCACAAAACCGUAAAGUUAAGAUUCCACCUCAGCAUCAACGUCAGAAUCGGCAGUUUCGGAAUCCAAACCAUCAACAUCAACAUCAAAACCAACAGAGGUAUCCAAAUCACCAAGAAGAAGAAAUUCGUCAGUUUGACCCAAUUCCUAUGACAUACAGUCAAUUAUGGUCUUAUUUGGUCCGAAAUUCAUCAAUGACCCCUAGACAAACUAGAACUAUGAAGUCUUCAUUUCCUCCUUGGUACAACCAGAAUGUUCAAUGUGAGUUUCAUGAUGGAGUUGUGGGGCACUCGAUUGAAGAAUGCAACUCCUUCAAAGAAGUGGUACAAGAGCUGAUUGACAACAAACAAUUGACUUUUGGGGAAGAUUUUGAAGAGUCUGACUCCUUCUAA